This is a messenger RNA of Folsomia candida, 1647 nucleotides long. Its product is annotated as phospholipase A1 VesT1.02. The record is from RefSeq and is a predicted model, not a curated record. NCBI's taxonomy places the organism in Eukaryota, Metazoa, Arthropoda, Collembola, Entomobryomorpha, Isotomidae. The transcript has 4 exons. Bases 346 to 1458 code for a protein of 370 amino acids. Gene Ontology annotation, molecular function: lipase activity.
UUGGUACAUGGAAUACUAUGCAGCAUGACUAAAUAAUAUAAAGGCUGGUUAGCAGCUGGAAGGAUUAAUCUAAGAUCCAAGACAUUCGCUUCUGGCGAGACAAUUUUUUAAGUACUGAUAAAAAAAACAAUUUACUUAAUACAAGGUUUCGAUGCUAGACUUGCAUCAUCGUCGGGAAAUAAGUAUUUACUUAGCAUAUGGAUUUAUUCAUAACAUAAGUAGAAAGAAGUUCGGUAAUUUUACCAAGUUGUGGGGAAGAAUUGAGUAAACACGACAACCUGAUUUCGUAACAGUCCUGUUUUAUUUUUAUUUACAUACCGAGCGGUCCAGAAACCAGGAGUCGAAAUGUGUUCAGAUGAAAAAUACACGCGUAUUUAUUCUCACGGUUGGAAUUGUGCAGUGUUUCCACUCCUCUCCGCAAUUGUGCUGGGUUGUUUAAUAAUUGUUGGAAAAUUGAUCAUAACCCCGAAUCAGGAUUCGCAAAGUGCAAUAUCACCUACUAAAUUCCACUACUUUUUAAAAGGUCGGAAAGACGUAGAUUUGACCAGGGAGAAAGUUUUGGCCCAGUUAUCGUCAUCCACAAGACCAAAAAGUGUUUAUUUCUAUAUUCAUGGAUUCGACAGCGGUUCCCUUGAAGGGGCGGAAUCACUCGUAGUUAAGGAUGCCAUCCUAGAAACUCAGCAGGAGAUUGAUCUGGUUGUUGUGGUCGAUUGGUGUGAAGAAAGCAGCCGAGGACUCUUCACCUAUCCGGAUACGGCGUCCUUCACCGUGCCUAAAGUUGCGGAACACGUGACCCAGGAGGUGAAAUGGAUUGAGCGGAAUUUAGGAAUUCCUCGGUCUCAAAUUAACAUGGCAGGCCAUAGUUUGGGUGCCCACAUUAUGGGAAGAACUGGAGAAUUACUGCAGGAAAGUGGGGGUGGAAAAAUCGCUCGCAUGACCGGCCUGGAUGCCGCGGGGCCAAUGUUUGACGAUUUUUUUCCACAAGAUGACCACAGACUUUCGAAAGGAGAUGCCGAUUUUGUGCUGUGUAUUCAUACAGAUGACAUAUUGGGAACGACUAAUCGCACCUUUUGUCAUGAACAUCGCUUCCCUGCAGUGGACAGUUGUGGAGUUGGUGGGUUUUGUUGUAGGCAUAAUUCCGCGAAAAAGUUGUUUGUUGGGUAUCUCAACAAUUGUGGCGGUCUUGUCAAGGAGGAUGUGGGGACUGGGGCUUGGUACAAGUGUUGGAGGUGGCUCCUGAAUAAAGUGCCGUUUAGAAAUAUUGUAAUUACGGCACAUUAUUCGACAUUUUUGUUAGUCCUGUAUUUCAUCAUGUUAGGACUUAUUGUCCUGUGUGUUACAUCGUUCCUCUCGUGUUGCUUUGCUGCUCGGAUUUGUCAAUUUUUUCAGCACAAGGUAGCCUGUGGAGGGGGAGGAUAUGGUCCGGCAGCAAGGGAGGAGAAUAUUGAAAUGGUGUAAUUGUAGUUAUUAAAAUAAACCAGGGAUUCUAAAUAUAUUAAUAAAGUACUUUGCGGUUUGGAAAUUCGUUUUCAAACGAUAAAAGUGGCAGUCAUGAAUUUUGCAAUAGUUACAUACAUAAUGUAAAUUUAUUAAAUUUAUUCCCGAAUAAAUAAGCAUUAUUCUUCUGAUCUACUUUUAAAAGUAAAA